AUGAAACUAAAUGAACUUGAAUAUCUCACAACAAGACAAAUGGUUAAUGUUGAAGUCAUUUUGACCUUGGGUAAUGAGAAACCAAAGGAAGUAACCAAACGAGAUAGCAAAGCUGGUUAUGUUAAAGAAGAUUGUGUUGCCGAGGAUGAAUCCGGAUCAUCCAAUUUCGAAUUGGAUAAUGUGAAAGGUGACUGGCUACUGUUGGCUGCAGAAAAGGAAAUCAUUGUGGAGGAGUUCAAAAUGGUUGAUAAAAUGAGUUCAUUCCUCAUCUGCCAAGCAAAAACCUGCAACAAACAUAUGCCAACUCCAGCAAUUGGACCACGUUUUUCAAAUGUGAAGCAUGUGGAACAUCUCAAAAGGUGA
Dendronephthya gigantea is the source of this 363-nucleotide messenger RNA. RefSeq lists its product as uncharacterized. The record is from RefSeq and is a predicted model, not a curated record. The transcript is spliced from 2 exons. Bases 1 to 363 code for a protein of 120 amino acids. NCBI's taxonomy places the organism in Eukaryota, Metazoa, Cnidaria, Anthozoa, Malacalcyonacea, Nephtheidae.